CUGGCGGGGCCUUUGUCUCGCUCCAGCCAGAGCUCAGGGUCCAUCUUCGUUGCUUAGUAUCCUUUGCGCUAGGAGGUCUCGGUGACUCUGUCGCAGCCUCUGUCACCCUCUGACCUGCAGAUGCUGUGAGAUCCAGAGCUAAGACUCCGGGACAUCCCGGAAGCCGAAAAAUGGAGCUGUUGACAUUCAGGGAUGUGACCAUAGAAUUCUCUUUGGAGGAGUGGGAGUUUCUGAAACCUGCUCAGCAGAAUUUGUAUAGGAAAGUGAUGCUAGAGAACUACAGAAACCUGGUCUCUCUGGGUCUGACUGUUUCUAAGCCAGAACUGAUUAGCUGUCUGGAGCAAAGACAGGAGCCCUGGAAUGUGAAGAGACGUGAGACCAUAGCUAAACCCUCAGCUGUGUCUUCUCAUUGCACUGAAGACUUUUUGCCAGAACAGGGCAUGAAAGAUUCAUUCCAAAAGGUGAUACUGAGAAGAUAUGGAAGCUGUGGACUUGAGGAUUUACACUUAAGGAAAGAUGGGGAAAAUGUGGGUGAGUGUAAGGAUCAAAAAGAAAUUUAUAAUGGACUUAACCAGUGUUUGUCAACUCUACCUAGCAAAAUUUUCCCAUAUAAUAAAUGUGUGAAAGUCUUUAGUAAAUCGUCAAGUCUAAAGAGACAAAGCAUAAGACAUACUACAGAGAAACUUUUCAAAUGUGUACAAUGUGGCAAAGUCUUUAAAUCUCACUCAGGCCUUUCUUAUCAUAAGAUAAUUCAUACUGAAGAGAAACUCUACAUAUGUGAGGAAUGUGGUAAAACCUUUAAAUGGUUCUCAUACCUUACUAAACAUAAGAGGAUUCACACUGGAGAGAAACCAUACAAAUGUGAAGAAUGUGGCAAAGCUUUUAACUGGUGCUCGACCCUUACUAAACAUAAGAGAAUCCAUACUGGUGAGAAACCCUACAGAUGUGAAGAAUGUGGAAAAGCCUUUCACUGGUGUUCGCCCUUUGUUAGACAUAAGAAAAUUCAUACUGGAGAAAAACCCUAUACAUGUGAAGAAUGUGGCAGAGCGUUUAACCGGCACUCACAUCUCACCAAACAUAAGACGAUUCACACUGGAAAGAAACCCUACAAAUGUAAAGAAUGUGGGAAAGCCUUCAACCACUGCUCCCUACUUACUGUACAUGAGAGAACCCACACGGGAGAGAAACCCUAUAAAUGUGAAGAAUGUGGCAAAGCUUUUAACUCAUCAUCAAUUCUUACUGAACAUAAGGUAAUUCAUAGCGGAGAGAAACCCUACAAAUGUGAAAAAUGCGACAAAGUCUUUAAGAGGUUCUCAUACCUUACUAAACACAAGAGAAUUCACACUGGAGAGAAACCCUACAAAUGUGAAGAAUGUGGCAAAGCUUUUAACUGGUCCUCAAUCCUUACUGAACAUAAGAGAAUUCAUACUGGAGAGAAACCCUACAACUGUGAAGAAUGUGGCAAAGCCUUUAAUCGGUGCUCACACCUUACUAGACAUAAGAAAAUUCAUACUGCCAUCAAACAUUAUAAAUGUGAAGAAUGUGGCAAAGCUUUUAAACGAUGCUCACAUCUUAAUGAACAUAAGAGAGUUCAAAGAAGAGAGAAAUCCUGCAAGUAUAAAAAAUGUGGGGAAGCUUUUACUCACUGCUCAAACCUUACUACGUAAGAAUUUUUACUAUCGAGAAAUCCUACAAAUAUAAGGAAUGUGGCAAAGUCCUUAAAUCUUGCUCAAGCCAUUGAAGUCACAAGAUAAUUCAUACUGAAGAGAAACACUACAAAUGUGAAGAAUAUGGGAAUGUCUUCAACCACUGCUCAUACUUUAUUGCACAUAAGAAAAUUCAUACUGAGAAAAAUUCUGAUUUUAAAGAAUGUGGCAAAGUGUUUAAUAACUAUGAGCG
Molecule: messenger RNA, 1899 nt
Organism: Macaca mulatta (Rhesus monkey)
Lineage: Eukaryota; Metazoa; Chordata; Mammalia; Primates; Cercopithecidae
Gene: ZNF682
Product: zinc finger protein 682
Biological process (GO): regulation of transcription by RNA polymerase II
Cellular component (GO): nucleus
Molecular function (GO): DNA-binding transcription factor activity, RNA polymerase II-specific; RNA polymerase II cis-regulatory region sequence-specific DNA binding
Source: RefSeq, a predicted model, not a curated record